This is a messenger RNA of Boleophthalmus pectinirostris (great blue-spotted mudskipper), 2298 nucleotides long. It is a transcript of the gene iqub, whose product is annotated as IQ motif and ubiquitin domain containing. Gene Ontology annotation, cellular component: acrosomal vesicle; motile cilium. The record is from RefSeq and is a predicted model, not a curated record. Gene Ontology annotation, biological process: cilium assembly. Bases 1 to 2298 code for a protein of 765 amino acids. Gene Ontology annotation, molecular function: protein binding. Lineage: Eukaryota; Metazoa; Chordata; Actinopteri; Gobiiformes; Gobiidae. The transcript is spliced from 13 exons.
AUGGAGCAAACGGAAAGCCAAGAACCGGCGAUGAAAGAAGGAGAAAAUAUGGACGAAAACACGAUGGAGGAACCACAACCAGCUGAAGUGAGUUUUUUAGAUGAACCACCAGAGGACGACAGAAAGCAGCACCGAGAGGACGGAGAGGAUCCUACCACGUGUGCGCCCACAUCCAGCCCUCUCAAACAGAUGUCAGAAGUGGUAGAAGAAGCCGAAACCCAAGCCAAUCUCCCUGAAGUGACUGAGCAGCCUGCAGAGUCACAAUCAAAUGGUGAUGAUGUUGGAACUUCCACAGCAACAGUGAAGGUAGUUCUAGUGCCAGAGGGCCAUGUGAUGACUGUAGCUUUUGCCAUCGGACUCAGCAUUGGAGAGCUAAAACAACAUCUUGCCUCAGAGCUGAGAGUGCCUCCAGAAGUGCUCCAUAUUUUUCUUGAUGGGCAGGUUGUGGAAAACCAGCAGGCCCUUAUGGAUCUUGGUGUCCAACCACAUGGCUCCACCCGGAUGGAGAUGAGCUCAGCUGACCCCCACACGUACCCUCUGCGCCCCCUCCGCCCUCCAGAGCACGACAACAUGCCCGAUGUCAUCACUGUGAGGGUCCAGACGGGAGACGAGAAUGGCUUCCAGGAGGUGGUGGUUGAAAUCCAGCGCCCCCCGCAGAGAAAACCUUUCUUGGGUGGAUACAAGCACCGUCUGACAGGGGCUGUGUACCACCACGCCAGCACACAGACCCAUCCCCAGAGGAGGCCAGGCCGAGGGGUAGAGGUCUUCAGCCGGGAUACUCAGACCGUGGAGGUGAAGUCGCACUCUCAGCAGUGUCCAGCAGAUGUUAGCACACAGAUGACGGGAAUCGGCUGUUAUAUUUCCUGUACAAAUGACAAACUACUGACCCCUAGAGGCUACUCCACAGCGGCGGAGUACCACGAGCGCAGACUCAAAGCUGUAAUCUGUCUCCAGGCUGCGGCCCGGUGCUGGUUGGCCAAACAGGCAGUGGGGCGUCUGCGUCACGACAGAGAUCGGAGGCUGGCCUGGCUGGAAGUGCAGGAGAGACGCAGGAGAGAGGAGAAGGAAGAGCAGCUCCGAGACAGAAGGAGGCGCUGGAACGACCCCCAGAGGAGAGAGGACUUCAACCUGCUCUACCACGCCCUCGACAAGUGGAGAAAGGAGGAGGAACAGCUGAUCAAUGCCACCUUGAAAGGAGCUGAGAGGAAGGUCGCGCUCUGUGCACUGCUGGAGCAAGAGCUGGAGUACAUCAAAAACAUUGGACUCAAACAAAUCAUCUUUGACAAAACCAACGCAGACAGGAGCAUUAGGAACUUUCUAGACAAGUCUGCAGCCCCUUAUCACUGGAAAUCGGCGAAAGGAAAAUGGAUUGAGAUGGACACCAUGAACACUGUCAGAGCCAGAGAGCUGAGAGACCUGUUCAAUGAUAUCAGUGCCCCUCCAGUCAAACAGAGUGAUCGGCUGCAAGUCCUCAUGAUGCUCAAACACACUGUCAAGGAGCAUGACUGUCAGCUGACGCGGGACCUGGUGGACUUGGUGGACAGAGAAGUGGACCUGAUGACGCGCUGUGUGAAGGCCUCAAGUCUGAAGGGGCUGAGGCAGAGGAUCAACACACUGUUUCUCCAGUAUAUCAAAACACCCGCCUUUAACCCCCAAGUGGCCAAGCUGCUCAAGGUUCCUCAGGAUGUUUCCCUACUGAAGAACAACAUGCUCUUGUGUGGUAGCUGCCAUCGCUACCUGUCCAUCACAAGCUUCAGCCCUACUCUCAGCUCCACAGAGGGACGCUGCAGGGACUGUGCUCGCCUGGACAACAUCGCCAGGGACCGCGAUGACUUCUCCUGCUACAAGCACAUCCUCAAGAGGCUCAGAGAGGAUGAACAGCUGAUCAGCAAACAUUCCAAAAUACCUUUCCUAAUGCAGGUGGAAGACAUUCGCUAUCUGAUUGAUGUGAUUUGGUCUAAGCAGUCCGCACUGUUAGACUGCACUGACCUGUACAACCUGGUGUUAGUGCGCUGGGACCAACAGAAGCACUGGAGCCCCUGGAACUGCAUUCUCCUGUCCAAAGAAGAAACAUCGGCUCAUUCUCAGCUAAAGGACGUUUAUAUGGCGUACGAGGCAGAGUUUAUUUGUCGUAUCGAGCAGAGGCACAUGCUGGCCAGGCAACACUUCAGUCAGAUACCUGUCAUUGCUGCACACAUGGACCCAGAGCCCCACGCCGUUCUCGACAACCUGCUCAUAUCCAAGACCAUCGCCACGGCAACAGGCAAACACGACACACACACCGGAAUGGCUCGUUAA